UAGGCCUCUUGAGCAAAGUCUUCUGGCUAGGACACUCAACUUACUCUCCCCAUAUAUUGCACCUCUUUCCAUGAACUGAUCCUAUUGUAUUUUUGGCUUUUGGAGUGUUUGUUAUUAGAAGGGAUAUAAGUGGAGGGAGUGUGGUCAUUUUUAAGCAACUGGGGAAGUGUCACGACGGUUAACGGAGCUCUGAAUCUGAGCCUACACAUACCAGGCUGUCUCGUCAAUUGUGCAGCGUGUUGCGGCAGACUGGUUGGACGCAGCAGAGGCUAGCUUCUUCCUCAGGGUUGGUCUCUGUAGCUCAUUAUUGAGGACUUUUGAUGUGAAGUAGUUUGACUCACAUCAAACCUCAGAGGAAGAACAGCUAUGGGAGUGCCAAACUCUAGGGAAUACAACUACUAUCACGCUCCAAACACACCCUUCAGGAUUUUGCUGAAACGACGUAAUGAGCCCCUCAAGAAGGAGCGUCCAAAAUGGAAGAGUGAAUACCCGAUGACGGAGGGCCAGCUGAGGAGUAAGAGAGAUGAGUUUUGGGAUACGGCUCCAGCCUUUGAUGGACGGAAAGAGAUCUGGGACGCACUCAGAGCAGCGGCCCUGGCUGCAGAGUGCAAUGACCUGGAGCUAGCACAGGCUAUAGUGGAUGGAGCCUGCAUUACUCUGCCACAUGGCUCUCUGACAGAGAGUUAUGACGAACUGGGAAACCGCUACCAGCUCCCGGCGUACACUUUAGCCCCGCCUGUCAACCUCAUCACUGAAACGUCCACUGAGAGCAAAGUCUCUGAAUCCACACAAAAACAGGCUCAACCUCCUCCAUGCAGACAAGAGUUCCAGCUGCGGGUGCGAUUAUCAACAGGAAAGGAUGUGCGUCUGACUGCCAGCAUGGCCGAUUCCAUUGCUGAGCUAAAGAAACAAUUGGAGGAACAGGAAGACAUCGACGUGAUUCGCCAGAGGUGGUUCUUUUCUGGGAAGCUCCUGACUGACAAGACUCGUCUGCAAGACACCAAGAUCCAGAAGGACUUUGUCGUCCAAGUGAUCGUCAAUGUGAACCCCUCAGUCAUAACUAACUGAGGAGUGAGACAGAUGUGCUAUGAAGUGAUGAAGAGACAAAGGAUGUGCCGGAGAGGGCUGCAGGAAUAGGAGUAGGGCUUGAAACCAUUUUCCAGUUGGUAAUGCAGUGGAAUUUUGUGUACAUUUUUAUAUAAGAAAUUAUUGCUUUUAUAUUGCUCCUUUUUGUAUUUUUCCUUUUUCCAAAUGAAGUAAGAAUAUUGAAAAGCACUGAAACACUUUAGACUAAAAGUAGAGUCCUAAGAUGCACAUCCCAGUGUCUGUCUGUCAACUCACAGCUCUGUUGUUUACAUGGGUUCCCCUCCUUGUCAUGUGUGUUUGUACUCGUGCUUAUUGAUAAAAUGAAUAUGGUUCACCUGGGGAUCCACAGAAGGGAAAUGCAUUCUCUCUCUUUUUUUUUUUUCAAUAUUUCUGUCAUGCGAUUUGAGAAAUAGGCAAAAAACUCCAGAGAAAAAGAAAAAUGUAAAUAUCAGUUUCCAUAUGUUGUUUGGUCAUGUGACUAUGUGCACACUACAUUUUCAAUCCACAAUUGUUUGUUCAUAAUGAAAGAACAAUGUAAUGAAGGCCCAUUUCUAAAAGGUAAUAAGAGUUUGUUUUUUUUAUUUCAUCACCCCAAACAAGAUACUGUAGUUUUAUGUACAAUAUGAUGCUCCA
Molecule: messenger RNA, 1719 nt
Organism: Seriola dumerili (greater amberjack)
Lineage: Eukaryota; Metazoa; Chordata; Actinopteri; Carangiformes; Carangidae
Gene: ubtd1a
Product: ubiquitin domain-containing protein 1-like
Exons: 4
Coding region: 367-1068 (233 amino acids)
Molecular function (GO): protein binding
Source: RefSeq, a predicted model, not a curated record